Miscanthus lutarioriparius is the source of this 537-nucleotide messenger RNA. The record is from the annotation of a GenBank genome assembly. Lineage: Eukaryota; Viridiplantae; Streptophyta; Magnoliopsida; Poales; Poaceae.
AUGGAUCCUCAUCCGCCGCCUCAGCGGCAGGAGAGUGGGAAGAAGACGGCGGAGCUUGACCCGGUGCUGCACUCCAUCGGGUUCGAGAUCGAGGAGGUGUCGCCGUCGCAGGUCACCGGACGACUCCCCAUCACAUCCAAGUGCUGCCAGCCGUUCCAGGUGCUCCACGGCGGCGUGUCGGCGCUGGUGGCGGAGGGCCUGGCCAGCAUGGGCGCGCACAUGGCGUCGGGCUUCCGGCGGGUGGCCGGCGUGAGCCUGAGCAUCAACCACUUCCGCAGCGCCAAGGUGGGAGACGUCGUCCUCGUCCGCGCCGCCCCGAUCCACGUCGGCCGUUCAACCCAGGUGUGGGAUGUGAAGCUGUGGAAGCAGGAUCCGUCGACGCAGGGGAAGAAGGGGCCUCAGAUCUCCGAGUCAAGGGUGACGCUGCUUUGCAAUCUGCCCGUGCCGGACAACCUCAAGCACGCCGGCGAUGCACUCAAGAAGUACGCCACCGACGCCGAGGCCCCCAAAACCACCACCUUCACCAGCAGAUUGUAG